Messenger RNA from Apodemus sylvaticus (European woodmouse), 4665 nucleotides. It is a transcript of the gene Kdm4a, whose product is annotated as lysine demethylase 4A. Bases 233 to 3424 code for a protein of 1063 amino acids. Gene Ontology annotation, cellular component: nucleus. The record is from RefSeq and is a predicted model, not a curated record. Lineage: Eukaryota; Metazoa; Chordata; Mammalia; Rodentia; Muridae. Gene Ontology annotation, biological process: chromatin remodeling. The transcript is spliced from 22 exons. Gene Ontology annotation, molecular function: histone H3K36 demethylase activity; histone H3K9 demethylase activity.
AUUCUUGGGUUGGUUCACUAUAGGCUCUGCGAGGCUGCGCAGAGUCCGACUUUAAAGGAGGCGGAGCACUGUUUUUUGCCCUCAAGAAAGACAGUGGGAUCGGCGAGUGGCGACAGCAGGAAUCGAGCCUGAGCCCUGCUAGGGCUUUAGGCUCCAGGUGAGAGCCAUCGGGCUUUGGAUCCCCAAAGGUUUUUAAUCCAAGCAAAUCAGCCUCAAAAAAAAAGAAGAAAAAAUGGCCUCUGAAUCGGAAACUUUGAACCCCAGCGCUCGGAUCAUGACCUUUUACCCCACCAUGGAAGAGUUCCGGAACUUCAGCCGGUACAUUGCCUACAUAGAAUCCCAAGGCGCUCACCGGGCUGGGCUGGCCAAGGUCGUUCCUCCCAAAGAGUGGAAGCCUCGAACAUCCUACGAUGAUAUUGACGAUCUGGUCAUCCCUGCACCCAUCCAGCAGCUGGUGACUGGCCAGUCUGGCCUCUUCACUCAGUACAACAUACAGAAGAAAGCCAUGACCGUUCGUGAGUUCCGCAAGAUCGCCAAUAGUGAUAAGUACUGUACCCCACGAUACAGCGAAUUUGAAGAACUUGAGCGUAAAUACUGGAAAAACCUCACAUUCAAUCCUCCCAUCUAUGGAGCAGAUGUGAAUGGUACUCUCUAUGAACAGCACGUCGAUGAGUGGAAUAUCGGCCGGCUGAAGACCAUCCUGGACCUGGUGGAAAAGGAGAGCGGGAUCACCAUCGAGGGGGUGAACACCCCCUACCUGUACUUCGGCAUGUGGAAGACGUCCUUUGCCUGGCACACGGAGGACAUGGAUCUGUAUAGCAUCAACUACCUGCACUUCGGAGAGCCCAAGUCUUGGUACUCUGUUCCACCUGAGCAUGGGAAACGCCUGGAGCGUCUUGCCAAAGGCUUUUUCCCAGGGAGUGCUCAAAGCUGUGAGGCUUUUCUCCGCCACAAGAUGACCCUGAUCUCCCCUUUAAUGCUGAAGAAGUAUGGCAUCCCCUUUGACAAGGUGACCCAAGAAGCUGGAGAGUUUAUGAUCACUUUCCCCUAUGGUUACCAUGCUGGCUUCAACCACGGCUUCAACUGUGCAGAGUCCACCAAUUUUGCCACCCGUCGAUGGAUUGAGUACGGCAAGCAAGCUGUACUGUGCUCCUGCAGAAAAGAUAUGGUGAAGAUCUCCAUGGACGUGUUUGUGAGGAGGUUCCAGCCAGAACGCUACAAACUUUGGAAAGCCGGGAAGGACAGCACAGUUAUUGACCACACUCUGCCCACACCGGAAGCAGCCGAGUUUCUGAAGGACAGUGGACUAACCCCGAGAGUGGGGAAUGAGGAGUGCCCAGAGGAGGAUGCAGAAGCGGCAGAGCAGGGAGAGGAGGGCGAUGCGAAGAGAAGCCUGGCCAAGCACCGGAUAGGGACAAAGAGACACCGAGUCUGUCUGGAAAUACCACAGGAGGUCAGUCAGAGCGAGCUUUUCCCCAAGGAAGAGCUGAGCUCUGGACACUAUGAGGUGACAGAGUGCCAGGCCACCCUCGCCCCAGUGCGGCCCACCCACAGCUCCGUGCGGCAAGUCGAGGACAGCCUUCCCUUCCCAGAUUACUCUGACCCCACUGAAGUCAAAUUCGAAGAGCUGAAGAAUGUUAAGCUCGAAGAGGAAGAUGAGGAGGAGGAGGCCGAGGCAGCCGCAUUGGACCUUUCUGUGAAUCCUGCAUCCGUUGGAGGACGCCUUGUCUUCUCGGAUUCCAAAAAGAAAUCCUCUUCCAGCCUGGGCUCCACUUCAUCUCAGGAUUCAGUUUCCUCCGAUUCUGAAACCACAGAGCCUGGCUCUUGCCAGGGCCAGGAGAAAGCAGGAGUUCUUACCGUCCACAGCUAUGCCCGAGGGGAUGGCAAGGGCACCACGGGCGAGCCGAGUGUGAAGAAGAAGCGGAGUGCCCCCCGCAGCAUCAGCGAGCAGGAGCUGGCAGAGGUUGCAGAUGAGUACAUGCUUUCCCUGGAGGAGAAUAAGAAGACCAAGGGUCGCCGCCAGCCCCUGAGCAAGCUCCCACGCCACCACCCGCUCGUGUUGCAGGAGUGCGGCAGCGAUGAUGAGACUUCUGAACAGCUGACCCCGGAGGAAGAGGCUGAGGAGACAGAGGCUUGGGCCAAGCCUCUGAGCCAGCUGUGGCAGAACCGACCCCCAAACUUUGAGGCUGAAAAGGAAUUCAAUGAGAUCAUGGCCCAACAGGCCCCUCACUGUGCUGUGUGUAUGAUCUUCCAGACCUACCACCAGGUGGAAUUUGGAGCCUUCAGUCAGAGCUGUGGGAAUGCUUCAGAGCCAGCUGCCCAGACUCAGAGGACUAAGCCAUUGAUCCCCGAAAUGUGCUUUACCACAACUGGCUGCAGCACAGACAUCAAUCUGUCCACCCCUUACCUAGAGGAGGAUGGCACCAGCAUGCUAGUGUCCUGUAAGAAGUGCAGCGUCCGGGUCCAUGCCAGUUGCUAUGGGGUGCCCCCUGCAAAGGCUUCUGAAGAAUGGAUGUGCUCUCGAUGCUCAGCCAACGCCCUAGAGGAAGACUGCUGUUUAUGCUCACUGCGCGGAGGGGCCCUGCAGAGAGCAAACGAUGACAGAUGGGUUCAUGUUUCAUGUGCUGUGGCAAUUCUAGAAGCAAGGUUUGUCAACAUUGCUGAAAGAAGUCCGGUGGAUGUGAGCAAAAUCCCUCUGCCCCGCUUCAAACUGAAGUGCGUCUUUUGUAAGAAGCGGAGAAAACGGAAUGCCGGCUGUUGUGUGCAGUGCUCCCACGGCCGCUGCCCCACUGCCUUCCACGUGAGCUGUGCCCAGGCUGCUGGGGUGAUGAUGCAGCCCGACGACUGGCCCUUUGUUGUCUUCAUCACGUGCUUCCGCCACAGGAUUCCCAAUCUGGAGCGUGCUAAGGGAGCCCUGCUGAGCAUCACGGCUGGCCAGAAGGUUAUCAGCAAGCACAAGAACGGCCGCUUCUACCAGUGCGAGGUGGUCAGGCUCACCACCGAGACCUUCUACGAAGUCAACUUUGAUGACGGCUCCUUCAGUGACAACCUCUACCCCGAGGACAUAGUGAGUCAAGACUGUCUCCAGCUGGGGCCUCCCGCUGAAGGCGAAGUGGUUCAAGUCAGAUGGACAGACGGCCAAGUCUAUGGCGCUAAGUUCGUGGCCUCCCACCCCAUCCAGAUGUACCAGGUGGAGUUUGAGGAUGGCUCGCAGCUGGUGGUUAAGAGAGAUGAUGUGUACACACUGGAUGAAGAGCUUCCUAAGAGAGUCAAGUCUAGACUGUCAGUAGCUUCAGACAUGCGCUUCAAUGAGAUUUUCACGGAGAAGGAAGUAAAGCAAGAAAAGAAAAGGCAACGGGUCAUCAACUCGAGGUACCGGGAGGAUUACAUCGAGCCAGCCCUGUACCGGGCCAUCAUGGAGUAGAGUUUCCAGGAUCUAAGAGGUUCCCAGCCAUCAAGGCGAGAGCACUCUAGGGUUCCACACACAGCAGACACUUGGAACUCAGAAACUUAGGAAGUGAAGCUGUACACAGAAAAGGAAUGACGCAUCCGACCCAUCACCUCCUCACUCCACCCUCGAUGCAUUCUGCCGUGAAAAGACAAGCCGGUUGUGGGCGCCUGGCGGCAGCUGCUCAUCCCCAGCUGACUGACGGGCUGAUGCUGGGAUGCUGCAGCUACAUCGGCGCCCAGUCCAAACGGGUCAGCUGUUCCUGCGGGGCAGAUUGCUCUUCUUAGCCUAGGACUUGCUUCCUACCGCCCACCGGCACCAGCAAGGCAGAGAGGUGCUGGUGUUUGACCCAAUCAAUCCCCUUUUGUAUUUAUGUACGCGUGUGUGAGUGUGCACAUGCACAAGUGUGUACCUGUGUGUGAGCGUGCGAGUGUACACCUGUGUGUUUGUGUGCUUGAGAAUGUGUGUGUGGGUGUGCAUGAGUGCGUGUGUGCUUGGUCAGGACUAGCUUCUGCCAGCCCCUGGGCUUCACUUUCUUCUUUGCCUCUGCAGGGCAAACAAAAUGUGAAAUUCUGCCCUCAGCCAAGCUGAGUAAGGGCCCUGGGGGAUGGGUAGAGGUGGGCUGCCAUCUGUCCCUCCCUGGACCGAUUUCAAGAGAGAGCUGGCAAAGCUGCAGCAUUGGAGCUGAGGGGCUGGCCGCCACCUCUGUCCAGCCUUGAAGUAGAACUCAGAGGCUGUGUACACGAGCCCACAAACUUCAGGCAUGGAAGGAAGCCCCGUGGCACAGUGUUAGAGGGUGUGGGUGGGGACUGCCUUGAAGGGAGAAUUUUAAUGAUGGAAACAGGCAGAGCCUGGUGGGUGAUUUUUGUGCAGGGGAAAAUUGCAGUUAUGCAGGGGCUUAUCUAUGGGUUAGGAUGAACUGGGGCCACUGAAGGCCAAGGGCCCGUGUAGCUAAGCCCUUGGUCAGGGGUGGGGCGGGGCUGGUUAAGGGUGGGGGGGUGGAACUAGAGGGCAACAUUGAAGGGGUUAAACAGGUUUUUGCUCCUCUUGAAUUUGUUUGCCUGGGCCCAAUAUUGGAGGGCUUCAUACCUUGCUCUGUACACAGGAGUCAGAUUUAUAAUACUUCCCCUUUUUUGUUACGUAUGAACUCUAUAAACCAAAUUAUUUUGAAAACUGGUGCAUUACCUUGUCCUUAGCAAUAAAAUGGAUUGAACAGA